UUGCCUCACACGCUCAUCCAUUGUACUUAUAUCUCGCCGUGUUUGUACAUCCUGUCGGUCACGGAGACUUCCGCAGACGGACGGGCUUUUGUUGUGUAGUGACUGAAAGGGCGUGCGUUCAUGUACGAGCACAUCAAACCGCACUCGUCAGGGAAAAAAGGGAGUGUCUGCGAAUAAAACAACGCCAACCAUCCGCAAAGAUUCAUACAUCAAGUUUGCAUUCAGUCUUGCUCGCUGACGUCCUCCUCAGUACUCAGCAUGAGUGGCGCAGAAAAAGGAGAUGUCAGGACGUUUCUUGAGAGUUUUCUGCAAGAGUUUUCGAAACCGCUCGGGACAGAAGAUCCACUGCCAGUCAGUUCAGCGAACCGAAUCAUCUCUCUGCAGGAGCUGAAGGGAGAAAGUCUGGAUUUAGGCCUCCGACUGCUUUCAGCCAGAAAUGCUCCAUCAUGGCUGGCUGCAGUGAUGUGCAAUGUUGCUGUCACUGAACUGCUCAAAGAUGACCUUACACCUCACUACUGCCCCAAAGACCCCGAACAGCAACCAGAAGAUGAACAAGGAGUUGUUUUGCUGCAGUCUGAACCUGUGCUGCGUCUCUUCAUUAAUAAAUUGAGAGCGGUGGGUGUGGCCUGGCAGAAACAGCCGCCCAAUCCCGAUGCUCCCUCUUCGCGCACACACAGCUGCUCAGUUCACGCCAUUCGAAACACCCGCAGGAAGAUGGAGGAUCGCCACGUCAUCUUAAAAGAGUUUAACCAGCUUCUGGGACUGCAGGAUGGUGUGGGUAGAGAGUAUUAUGCUGUGUUUGAUGGGCAUGGAGGAGUAGACGCUGCCACUUACAGUGCCACUCAUCUGCAUAUAGUACUGAGCCAGCAGGGGGAGCUAAAAACAGACGCUGCCACAGCCUUUAAAAACACCUUCACACAAACAGAUGACAUGUUCAAGAUCAAAGCCAAGAGAGAGCGUCUGCGCAGCGGCAGCACUGGAGUGGCUGUUUUACUGACCUCUGACCUCCUUACCGUGUCCUGGCUGGGCGAUUCCCAAGCUCUGCUGGUCCGCCAGGGGGAACCAGUGACCCUAAUGGACCCCCACAAACCAGAGCGAGAGGAUGAGAAGAAAAGGAUUGAGGAUCUGGGUGGAUGCAUCGCUUUCAUGGGUUGUUGGCGGGUAAAUGGUACCUACGCCGUUUCCAGAGCAAUAGGUGACUUUGACCAGAAGCCGUACGUCUCUAAUGAAGCUGACAGCUCCUCUUUCCAUCUGACCGGGGAUGAAGAUUACGUCCUCCUGGCCUGUGACGGCUUCUUCGACGUGAUCCGGCCUGCAGAUGUCCCAGCUCUGGUACUGGAGGCUCUGCGGGAGAGCGGAGGUUCUGGAAACGAUGUGGCCCAGAGUCUAGUGGCCCAGGCCAAAACUGCCGGAUCCAGCGACAAUAUCACUGUCCUCCUGGUGUUCCUGAAGGAGCCGCAGAAACUUCUGGCUCACGACACCGUUUGCAGAACUGAGGGACGAGGAGCUGCAUGUGCGGCCGCAGGGGUCUAAACAAGGUUAAUGAGAAAAUAAUAUUCAUGAUAGAAGCAAAGCAGAGGACCAGUAAGUAGUAGAUGAUAGUCUUCUCAUCAUCUGAAAUGAAAUUUAAGAGAGUCGCUCCAUUCAAAAAGAAUAUGCAGUAUAAAAGCGAGUUCAGUCACGCAUUUAGAAGAACGUAAUGAAGCCAGCACAAGGCGUUUCCUCAAUUAUUUUUCCAGGAACGUCUGAUCCCUGGUCAUUUAUUAACCGUCUCUGUUGCUAAGUCUGAACUUGUUUUCAUAUUUCCCAGAUUAUAAUUACAUUUACUGAUACUUAAAGGGAUGGUUCAUCAGAAAAAAAGAAAAUUAGUAUUUGAUUUACCCCCUUAGGGCAUGCAUUUAGAUGAUUGAUUUUUUUUUUUUAUUCAGAAAAAGCUUUAUGGAUAAAGAUUUUUAGCUGAAGUCCUGACCCUUGGUGUUUUAUAAAAUAAAAGUCAAUGGUUACCCUUAGCUUCUGAUGAUACAUUGAGGUCAUAUCACGAUCAGUUUGUGUAAUAAUUACUAAAUAAUUGACUAUUGAUAAAUAACCUCCACAAACUGAGCAUAUUUACUACAGUCUUGAGCAAGAGCAAAUCUGUCCUAUGAUGAUACAUGUACAGUGCAUCUGGAAAGUAUCCAUAGGGCUUUUCUUUUUCCACA
Messenger RNA from Danio rerio (zebrafish), 2198 nucleotides. RefSeq names its product protein phosphatase, Mg2+/Mn2+ dependent, 1F (gene ppm1f). Gene Ontology annotation, molecular function: protein serine/threonine phosphatase activity; metal ion binding; cation binding. NCBI's taxonomy places the organism in Eukaryota, Metazoa, Chordata, Actinopteri, Cypriniformes, Danionidae. The record is from RefSeq and is marked validated. Gene Ontology annotation, biological process: intracellular signal transduction. Gene Ontology annotation, cellular component: cytosol.